CUCCCAAGGGCAAAGGUGCCAUGUGAAGUCUUGAUCGACUUCCUCACUUCUUCACCCUUUUUCUUUUUUCAAGAUGCGCCACUUUCUGGCCUGUCUGCUACUGGCCAUAACAAAUGGCUUCGCACUCACUUCUGCAGCCGCAUCCGGUUAUCACGAGCAAUUGACGCUUCGACCUUUACCCCUGUCCCAGCUUCUAGCGAGCUUCAACUUCCGAGCCAAUACCUCAAUUGCCGAUUUCGAAGCGCAUAACUUUCGACUGUUUCCUCGAUCUUUGGCGCAGAUUCUUCAGUAUGCUGGGACACGAGAGCUACAUUUACGGUUUACGCUAGGACGAUGGGAUGCUCAGUCGUGGGGUGCUAGACCGUGGGAUGGAACUCGCGAGGGAGGCACUGGUGUUGAACUCUGGGCGUGGUUGGAUGCCGAGACUAAUGAGGAGGCUGAUGAGAAGUGGCUAAUACUGACAAACGCUCUGUCUGGAUUGUUCUGCGCCAGUUUGAACUUUAUCGAUGAGACGAGGACGAUUCGACCUGUUAUGUCUUUCCAGCCCGACGGCGACCACUCGAACUCGUCGCUUGCGAACAUGAGACUUCUUCAUGGCGUUCUGCCGCAUGAAGUUGUCUGUACCGAGAACCUGACACCUUUCUUGAAGUUGUUGCCCUGCAAGGGCAAGGCUGGUAUUGCUACACUUCUGGAUGGUCAUAAGCUAUUCGAUGCCUCCUAUCAGAGCAUGGCAAUUGAUGUUCGACCCAAGUGCAAUGCGGGCGGAGAGUGUUUCUUGGAGAUGGAGGAGACUGUUGAUAUGGUUCUUGAUGUCAAUCGUUCCAAGAGGCCUCAAAACAACCCGAUUCCGCGACCCCCUCCUGCUCACGAGCUGCUUUGCGAUACCUCCAAACCCUACCAUUCUGAUCACGCAUGCUACCCCGCCGACAGUCUCGACGGUCAAGAUUGGACUCUAUCUCAAGUCUUCGGUCGCCCCAUGAAGGGUACAUGCCCUCUCACCGAUCCCGAUGUUCCUCCAGUCUGUGUUCAGAUCCCCCAGUCCCGCGACAUCUACACAACCGAAGGCGCCCGCGAGAUCCGAUCCCAAAACUCUCGCUGCUAUAGUCUUGAUACAAACGCCGAACUUACUCUCAUGCUCGUCAAGCCCGAGUCACAAGACGAGGACAAGAUCCUUAAUAAGCCCGAGACACCUCUUCUCUACGCUGAUCGCAGCUUCAACGGUCACGGCCAGGAACACGGUGGUGUACAGGCCAUCCUGAGCAACCCUAGUGACACCGAUGUUGAGUUCGUCUACAUGGAGUCGCUGCCAUGGUUCAUGCGCAUCUACCUUCACACCCUCUCGGCCCGUAUUGCCGAUUCACCCUCGUCGAACUCGAGCGAUCUGAUCAAGGAGAUCUACUACCGUCCCGCACUCGACCGCGCAAGGGGAACACAGCUUGAACUCCUCAUGCGCAUUCCGCCACACUGCACGGUUUUCCUGACAUACGAUUUUGAAAAGUCCAUUUUGCGAUACACCGAGUAUCCUCCCGACGCCAACAGAGGUUUCGACGUCGCCGCUGCUGUUAUCACAACAUUAGAGCCCAAAGUUCUCAACAUCCGCACUACGACACUGCUGCUAUACCUACCCACACCUGAUUUCAGUAUGCCAUACAACGUUAUUAUCUUUACAUCGACAGCGAUCGCGCUAGCAUUUGGAGGAUUGUACAAUAUUUUAGUUAGGAGAUUUGUAGGUGCCGACGAGGCGCAAAGCACAGGUUUGAAGGCGAAGCUUUUGGGGCUUGUUAAUAGAAUAAAGGGUAAGGCUGGGAAGCAUUAGAUAUGAUGCAUGAGUUAUUUUUAUUGGUUACAAUGCAAGAUGUUACUGUUACCUGCUGUGGCCAUUCUCAGCUGGCAUGGCCCUGAGAUCCAAGUACAUGGUCUUGGGGGAGCGAUCACGAAUGAUGGUCAACGCGAGCAAGUGUGUUCUCAGUCUUACCGUCUUGCCACUUCGGCCGUGCAUUGUCCCUGUCGAAACAUCAUCGGGCCGCGUCAUUAGAUCUGGGGAACGUGGACACGAACUUAUCGCAUCUCUGUUGAAGUUUCAGAUGACGAGUUGAGGUGUACAUGUGUUCAGGGUCCUAAGGGAGUCUGGAGGGCUGUCCGCGGUGUUGACGUCCUAAGGAGGGUUGUAUUUACGAUCGCCACGGCCUUGAUCUGAAGAAGCCCCAGUUCUGCACGUGGAGGAGGAGACGAAGAGUUGACCGCAAAAUUACUCUGCAGUUCUACAAUACAACAGCAGAGAUUUAAAUGAUAAGAAUUACUUAUGGCACAUUC
Fusarium verticillioides 7600 is the source of this 2313-nucleotide messenger RNA. RefSeq names its product phosphatidylinositol glycan, class T. The record is from RefSeq and is a predicted model, not a curated record. Gene Ontology annotation, cellular component: GPI-anchor transamidase complex. Gene Ontology annotation, biological process: attachment of GPI anchor to protein. The coding region runs from base 74 to 1816 and encodes 580 amino acids. Lineage: Eukaryota; Fungi; Ascomycota; Sordariomycetes; Hypocreales; Nectriaceae. The transcript has 2 exons.